AUGAAGCAAAAGAUCGUGAUCAAGGUGCCGGUGGCGAGCGACAAGUCCGGGUCCAAGGCCAUGGCGCUGGUGGCCGCCGCGGACGGGGUCGACUACGUGGCCAUCGUCGCCGUCGGCGAGGGCAUCGACUCCAUCAAGCUCACCAGCGACCUGCGCAAGAAGGUGGGCGACGCGCACCUUGUCGAGGUCGGCGAGGACAAGAAGGAGGAGAAGAAGCCCGACCCCGUCGCCGACUACACACUUUUCUCAAGAGUCAAGACAAAUUUUAACCGUGUUUCUUGA
Miscanthus lutarioriparius is the source of this 282-nucleotide messenger RNA. The record is from the annotation of a GenBank genome assembly. NCBI's taxonomy places the organism in Eukaryota, Viridiplantae, Streptophyta, Magnoliopsida, Poales, Poaceae.